AAAGGGUGUCUGUAUUCUUCUAUUGCAUGUUGCACAUAUCAUAUCAUUUCAUAUCUUUAUCUUCUGAGAGAGAGAGAGAGAGAGAGAGCGAUUUCAGCUUAGCAGGAACAGUGAGGCCUUUUCAUAGCAGAGCUCUUUUUGGGGCUUUCGAAAGAGGAAAACAGAAAUAAUACACCAGCUUAUUUGUAAAGAAGCAGAGAAAAUAGAUACAUGGAAAAGAGGAGGAUGAAAAGGGUGUCUGUAUCUCAUCCAUUUCUUUUGUCCUUUUAAUCAAUUCCAUGCCCAACCUCAACCUCCCCUUUUGUCCUCUUCAUAAAACAACCUAUAUCAAUUUCCCUUUUCUAAAACCCCCCUUUGUGGAUCAGAAACUCAGAUAGAAGCUUUGAGAUUGUGAAACCAAAAGAGAAAGAAAAAAAAAAAAAAAAAAAAAACCAAACCAAAAUGGUGACUGGUUGGAGAAGAGCGUUCUGCACAUCCAUCCCCAAAGAUAGAGAAACCAACAAAGUAAUAUCAACAGAGAAGCAUCAAAACCAGCAUUGCGAGAAUAGCAAUCGGAGCCCCAGAAUCAGCUCCAAGUUUGGAUUUUUCUCCAACCCAUCAACACCUCGCUUGCAAUCUCAACCAGUCUCAAGCCCAAGUCUCCGGUGCCGAACCUCCCUCACCAACACCGCAACACCCACUUCAUCGGUACCCAAUAGCCCAAAACUCCAAUGCAAAACCGCAACUACUCCAAUGAAAAACAACAGCCCAAGAUUGUUCCAGCUCUCCAAUCCUCCUUCCCCCAGAUCACCCUCCAGCUUCUCACUCCUCAAAGCUACGUUAAGACUCUCCAAAAGUAGAUGUGGAAUCUGUUUACAGAGCGUGAAGUCAGGUCAAGGAACAGCCAUUUUCACCGCCGAGUGCUCUCACACUUUCCACUUCAAUUGCAUUUCUUCCCACAUCAAAAAGCACCGACUUUUGGUUUGCCCUGUUUGCACCACUAACUGGAAGGAACUACCUUUGCUUGCUUUCCACCAGAACCCAGUUAGCCAAUCAGAGCAUAAUGACAAUAACAAAGUCAGAGACGUCAAAACCAAGACUUUGAGAGUAUACAACGACGAUGAGCCAUUGAUGUCUCCCACUUCCGGUGCUCGCUUCAAUCCCAUACCGGAAUCGGCUGACGAAAACGAAGAAGACCAAAACGACACCGUCGAGUUCCAGGGCUUUUUCGUUAAUUCCACUCCUACUGAUGUUUUCAGACACGUGGAUGUGAGUUUGUUGCCAGAGGCCGCUGUGGUUGCUGUUGGAAAGAAUUACGAGUCGUACGCUGUCGUUUUGAAGCUGAAAGCUCCGUGUGGAAGGACGUCGUCUUGCUCGGCGCGUCGAGCUCCGAUUGAUUUAGUGACCGUGGUUGAUGUCAGUACAAACAUGAGUGGGCCCAAGCUGGUGAUGAUGAAACGCGCUUUGCGUUUGGUUGUAUCGUCGCUCUGUGCCACUGACCGUCUCUCUAUCGUUGCGUUCUCAGCCACUUCGAAGCGGUUGUUGCCGUUAACGAGGAUGACAACCAACGGUCGUAGAUCCGCGAGGAAGAUGGUCGACGCGCUGUGCUGCGUUGGGCAGGGCGCGUGUGCUAACGACGCGCUCAAAAAGGCUGCGAAGGUUCUUGAAGAUCGCCGAGAGAGAAACCCAGUUGCGAGCAUAAUGCUUCUAUCGAACGAGAGUGGAUCUGAUCAUUCGGUCAAUCACAAGCGCAACUCUCCCGUCGUGUCCUCCACGCGCCUCUCUCAAAUCCCUGUCCACACCGUGUGUUUCGGCGCGUGGGACCACGAGGACGCGUUUGCUAAAUGUGUUGGUGGUUUGUUAAGUGUUGUGGUCCAGGAUCUUAGAAUUCAACUCGGGUUCGCUUCUGGGUCCGCCCCGGCUGAGAUUGCUGCGGUUUAUUCGCUAACGGGUCGACCGGCUGCUCUCGGGUCGGGUUCGGUUAAACUUGGUGAUCUGUACGCCGAGGAAGAAAGAGAAUUACUGGUGGAGUUGAAACUGAAAGUGAAAUUACCGGCUUCCUCGAUUGGGCCCCACUAUGUUUUAACCGUACGGCCUUCUUACAAAGACCCAACCUCGCAGGAACUCGUGUUUUGCAAAGAACAGGCACUCCUCGUACCUCGUCCACAGCCCGUUCGAUCUUCAUCUCCGAGCAUCCAACGGCUGAGGAAUCUCCACGUCACCACUCGCGCCGUGGCUGAGUCUCGGCGCUUAGCGGAGCACAACAAUUUGUCAGGAGCUCACCACCUUUUGACCUCGGCUCGAGCCUUGUUGAUGCAGUCGAACUCCGAGUCGGCUGAUGAGUAUAUUCGCGGCUUGGAAGCGGAGCUAGCCGAGCUGCACAAGCGAAGACUGAGUCAGCUGCAAAGCCAAAGGCAAAGAGGAAACGAACGUGUGGAAGAGAAGCCGGAGCCGCUUACGCCGACGUCGGCUUGGAGAGCCGCUGAGAGAUUGGCUAAAGUGGCUAUCAUGAGGAAGUCAAUGAAUAGAGUCAGCGAUUUGCACGGCUUUGAAAAUGCAAGAUUUUAGUUGUUUUUUUUUUUUUUUUUUUUUUGGGUUCCCUUAAUUUUUAAU
Molecule: messenger RNA, 2592 nt
Organism: Quercus lobata
Lineage: Eukaryota; Viridiplantae; Streptophyta; Magnoliopsida; Fagales; Fagaceae
Product: E3 ubiquitin-protein ligase WAVH1-like
Exons: 2
Coding region: 442-2547 (701 amino acids)
Source: RefSeq, a predicted model, not a curated record